UCUGUCUUCCUGCGUCCCUUCCCAUUCGAGAGGAGAGUCGCCGGCCCGGCCUCGACCUCCCCGCCUCCCAGGGCUGUGGGGGCCCACCGCGCUCUGCGACGCCCGCCACGAGGAGUCGCUCCACGCCAAGCGUCUGGAACAGCCCGGUUCCCGCGGGACUCGCCCUGCCCCCUGCGACCUUCUUUCCCUUUCCGCUCAGUCCGCCUCCGGAAGCUCCGGUCGCCACGGCGCGAGCAGGAGGCUGCGGGAGCGCGUGCGCGUGCGCGAAGCCGGAACGCCGCGGCGGCGCGGGGCGGCUGCCAUGGCCGCGGCGUCCAGAUAUAUUUUUGCCAUCAUGGAUCGGUUUGGAGAUAUAUCAGAAGGUGAAGUGGACCAUUCUUUCUUUGACAGUGACUUUGAAGAGGCAAAGAAAUGUGAAAGUAACUCAGUUUUUGACAAGCAAAAUGAUGACCCUAAAGAGGAGAUAGAUAAGGAUACAGAAAAUGAAGACUUAAGAGUUGGAAUACAGAGAAGGAAAAAUGAUCUUGAGAAGGGAACAGAAAGAAACGAGACAAUUCCUACAGAACAGCACCCUGUAGAAAAUGAUAAUAUGCAAACUACAAAUUCUUUGUCAUUGACCACUUCUUCAAGAUCGAAAUUGUGUGAUGCUCCAAUAGAACAUAAAAUCCACAUGCCCAUUCCAAGUAGCAUUCCCCAAGUUGUUAAAGAAGAUGAACAUGAUUACUAUACAGAUGGGGAGGAAAGCAGUGAUGAUGAGAAAAAGCCUCAUGUCAGGUCCAGGUCAGUUAAACCAUCUCAUAACUUUAAAAAAAGUAUAAGUAAAAGGUAUUCUAAAAGAAGUUCCUGUUCCUCUUUGUCCUCCUCGUCUUCAAGUUCAGACUCUUCAGACACUGGGUCUGAUGUCUGUAUAUCUGGUUCAUCUCCAUCAUUAAAGAAGCGUGAAUCUGGUGUAACCCCCUUGUCAGCCAAACAGAAAUACAGACCAGCAGAAAAAUCGGCAGGAGCACAACCUUCUAGCACUAAACCAAAAGUUGGUGACUACACCGAGGAAUCUGAAGACACUGUGACAGAUGUCACUCCUUUAUCAACUCCAGACAUUAGCCCUGUUCAGUCUUUUGAACUGGGGGCAUCAAGCAAUCAAAAAGUGAAAGUUAAAAGGCAAGAAAACGUGGGUCAAGAAGUAUAUGAAAAUGUUGAGGAUUUUAAAGAUAAUUCAAAAUCUUUGAAAUCAGUCAAAAAAGGGAAAGAAAAACAGGAGCCCAGUUUCACUUCAAAGUCAUCAGUGUUAGAUUCCAAUUUAGACCACAGAUAUAAACAAAAAGCCAUACAUGACACAAUGGACCUGAAUCAUCUUUUAAAAGCUUUUCUGCAAUUAGAUAAAAAGGGACCACAAAAACAUCACUUUGAUCAGCCUUCAGUAGCACCUAGGAAAAACUACUCUUUCUCAAGAGAGGAGGUUAGACAGAUUGAUCGGGAGAAUCAGAGGCUUUUGAAAGAACUGUCGAGACAGGCUGAAAAACCAGGAAGCAAAAGUACGAUUCCAAGAAGAUCGACUGGUCCCCCCCCUAAGUUAUAUCACAGUGCUCUCAACAGACAGAGGGAACAACAAAGGAUUGAAAGAGAAAAUUUGGCUUUAUUGAAAAGGCUUGAAGCUGUGAAACCGACAGUUGGUAUGAAACGCUCAGAACAGCUGAUGGACUAUCACCGCAACAUGGGCUACCUCAGCUCUUCCCCCGCCUCCAGACGUGUGAGGUCCACUCUUGGCCAAUACAGCCCAUUAAGAGAUGCUUCCAGGACAUCCAGUGCUACCAGUGGUCUCAGUUGUAAGAGUGAGCGAUCAGCUUUUGACACAUCCAGCGGCCAUUUGCUAAGACCUAAGCCCCCUAAUGUCCGUACAGCUUGGUUAUAAAACUCUUUUUACUUUAAACAUUGUUCAUCCAAUUCUUACUGAAGUGCUCUUGCAUAUUACCAUAAUUCUCUGUGUAAAAAUCUAUAAUACUGUUUUCAUCAAUUUAAAGUGUAUAACAAUGACUCGUAAUUUAUUGUAAUUCAAUGCAACAUUGCUUUCAGAAAGACAAUUUAAUAUAAAAUCAGUGUUUCCUGUGAGAAGGUGUUUAUAUAUGGAGACAUGUAUUUCAUAGAGAAAUGGUAGCAUGCAUGUGUAUUUUCUCAACAUAGAAACAGGUUCAGCUGUCAGACAGGCAAAAGAGUUGUGACAGUAUCAUUCCACGUUGGACCUGAGGUGUUAGCUAUAUAGGUCUUGUUUAAUGUGUUUUUUUGGUUUUUUUUCAUUUCUUAUAAGCUUUAUACCAUGGGCAUAGCUCCUGACUUUGUUUCCUGUUUGCUUCAGAACUUGGGUGGUGUGACUUAUAACUUCAUUGUAAGAUAGUUACACUUGCAUAUAAUGAAACAAAUCUUGAAAUUUGUUUUCAUUGGUGGAGCUCAUUUAGAUUUGAUGAGCAAAUUGAGAGAAGCUUGGCUUGGAGCAUCCUUGUGAUUCACCAGAGGUCUCUACUACUCCUCUAGUGCACUGAGUUAGAUCUUAAACCCUUUAUCACCCAUUCCAAACCAUUUCUAACUGUAUUAGAAAGUUCAGCUUAGAAGCUCCUCUUUCAUGUUUUUUAUACAUUCGGGGGAAGUACUGUUAAUAAUUCUGAGGAAUUAGGUUUCUUUAGAGCUACAGUCUACUGCAUUGUGACUAGCUUGUUCAAAGACCAACUCAUCAUAAGCGGAAGCAAGUAUUUGUUGAAUUAGCAAAAUAGCACCACCAGUUUGAAGAGCCAAGAAGCAAAUCCUGAGUUGUUAGAACAGUGUUUGAGUGAUGCUGUGAACAGAUUGUGUUAAAUUUGGUGUUUCUUGUUUUAAGUGAGAAGAAAAAUGAGAAAAGACAUGCAUUGUCUCACAGCUUUAAAAAUUCCAGCUAGUGUUUUUAAGGGCUGAAAAAUAAAACUAAAAUAUGAACAAUAAAGGGGAAAAAAAUCA
Phacochoerus africanus (Common warthog) is the source of this 2982-nucleotide messenger RNA. It is a transcript of the gene CFAP97, whose product is annotated as cilia and flagella associated protein 97. The record is from RefSeq and is a predicted model, not a curated record. Lineage: Eukaryota; Metazoa; Chordata; Mammalia; Artiodactyla; Suidae. The transcript is spliced from 5 exons. Gene Ontology annotation, biological process: spermatogenesis. Bases 302 to 1909 code for a protein of 535 amino acids.